AUGUUCCGUCUAGUGAUGACAAUCGGCGCCGUGCUUACAGGCUCGUCGAUGGUGUACUUUUACAUCUCCCACCAAAGACUAUCAUCGCGCAUCCAUUAUGAAUCACACCGCGGGCUAUCAUCGCCCAAAUCAAAGCCGCGCAGCAUCAAGUCCAUCCCUGACUCUGUAUUUACAGGCCAGUACUACACGCUGCAUGACCAUACCUGCAAAUCUGUGCCUCGCAGCUCUCUCCCUGGUAUUUCAACUGAAAUACUAUUUACCAAGCUUGUCCGUCGCAAUAUGACGACCUUUUCGCAUUUCCCACAGGCCCUGAUGAUUCGACUUCUCUGUCAAACCGAAGAGGCUAAGCAGAGCUUCAAAUCAUCGCAUAUUUCUGCCCUCGAUUUUGACAAGGGGGACUUGGUCUGCGGCGCAUAUCGUGUUAUUAUGCGCAGCGGCAAUCAAGUUGAGUUUGAUUUACAAUUUGAGAACAUGGAGUUCAUGAAUGCUAGACUCGCCAUUAGCUUCUAUGAGAAAGGAGACGAGGUGGUGUUUUGUACUGAGACCAUGAAUUGGAGACUCGCAGAUGAAACGCAGAGUAUGCCACUGGAGAAGCGAUUACUUCGAUGGAUGCAUGAGACUGCAACUUGGUGGCUGAUCGACUCUGGUAAGAUUCCGAACGUUCGUUUCAAGCCACUACUUCAGAGCGUCAUCAUCGAACCAAGCACGUUCUUCCCGACCGAGCACGAGGCUCCGUGGGAUUACUUGGGCCUCGUGUUCAACGAGGAAUCGGGGGAAUGCGAAGAGAUCGAUGGCAACGAGAUCGUUGAAGGUGGUGAAUGGAAGAACCCGUUGGAAUGA
Penicillium verhagenii is the source of this 840-nucleotide messenger RNA. RefSeq lists its product as uncharacterized. The record is from RefSeq and is a predicted model, not a curated record. NCBI's taxonomy places the organism in Eukaryota, Fungi, Ascomycota, Eurotiomycetes, Eurotiales, Aspergillaceae. The transcript is spliced from 2 exons. The coding region runs from base 1 to 840 and encodes 279 amino acids.